This is a messenger RNA of Drepanopeziza brunnea f. sp. 'multigermtubi' MB_m1, 2199 nucleotides long. Lineage: Eukaryota; Fungi; Ascomycota; Leotiomycetes; Helotiales; Drepanopezizaceae. The record is from RefSeq and is a predicted model, not a curated record.
AUGGCCGUCGAAGAUGAGAGCUUACAUCAUGCUACCGACAACUUGAUCCUUUCAAACCCUCGCAAAUACUACAGAGCCAAUGUAGAUACCAGCUCUCCAGAGCAAGACCUUGUCUACUUUCCCAGCGAAACCGAAAUCUACUUGCUCAAUACCAAGACCCAAAAGCUUGAGCUCGUUGCCUCUCUAGGCUUCAUACCCAGAUGUCUGGUUGCGUCGAAGGAGUGGCUUUGCUGUGGAGGGGAAAAUGGAAAAUACAGUGCCAUCUCUUUGAAGCACCGCGCAUUGGGCUCCGACCUGUCUUCCUUUCUCAAUGCCGACCCAGACUCUCGACUCCCCCUUGAUCUCGACCCUACUCGGCGCUCAAGUCUCCAAGAAUCCGAACAUUCCACAGGGCUACGAGACAAUUGGGAAUCUAGAAGAUCUACGGCUGAGAAGAUAGACGUUGGUACAGAGAUCGUCAAUUGCAUUACACUCUGGUUCCCGACAGAAGACCUGUCGGAGCGUACCCACAAAUUCCCCGUGGCUGUAGUCUCAAAUAAUGACCGUACGGUUUCAAUAUUGGACCUGGCAACUUCUAAGCCCAUCCAAAGAUUCAAGCUGCCCGACUGCGUUAACCGUUCAGCGAUAUCACCUGAUGGCGAGUUAUUGGUUGCAAUAUGCGAUGAUCCAUUUCUCUACAUCCACACGAGAAGACAAAAGAGAAUAGAAAGAGAGCGCUUCGAGUCUGAGGCAAGCCAGGUCUACGAAUGGGCUCCUGCAGGACGGAUACAAUUAGAGAGUCAGAGGCAGGCAGACAACUCUCAAAUGAGAGGAAGCUUUGCUCUAUCUUUCUCCAGAUCGGGACAGUAUCUUGCUGUAGCAACACAGUAUGGCAUUAUUUCUGUCUUCGAUACCCAAUCUCUCACUGAGGGUGAGUCCUUGAUGGUGUGGUUUACUACUUCCAGGCCGGGUCGUCAACCAGGAGCUGUCCGGGCAAUGGAGUUCUGUCCAGGACCCUAUGAUCUCCUUGUAAGUGCUUUCCCAUCUAUUAGCAUACAUAAUGAGCAUUUGAGGCCCCGCCAUCUGUACCGAGUAUCGUUUGCUCACCAAUUUCAGGCUUGGACAGAGUCUACUGGGCGAGUUGGAGUUGCCGAUGUCCGAACAAUGUUCAAUUCCAGACAAAUCAUUUUAAUCAACAAAAGCGAUGCCAACGUUGAAAAAGUGGACGUAUCAGAUAGAUCCGAUCACCGAUCAACAAUCCGCACCGCUCAAGAUCCAAGCAGCACGCCAGACUACAUGAGCCUAGAUGAGAGUCGAGGUUCAGAUUCUGAGAGAAGACAAUUGAGAACUCUGACGCGCGAGAUGCUGGAUAGGCAUCGCGAAGCUUCGACAGUCGACGAAGAGCUGGCGGUCCUUCAAGCACUCCGCGUCGACCGUCAACGCAGAGAAGCAUUGGCUGCCAGCUGGGCCGACCCCCGCCGCUCAGCUGUUACCGUUUUAAACUCCACCCGCCUCGCAGCAACUGCCUUGUCUCGAGAACUUUCAAACCAAGAGCGCCUCAGAGUCGACACUUUCCAGUCUGACGAGCGACGCCGCGAAAUGCCUCGUCUGGCGCAUCCUGAAUCCGCCACAGCCGAGCGCGAAAUGGCAGCUCGCCGCCUCGCGUCCGCCACAUCCGCGCGGUGGAGUCGCGGGCUACUACUUGAAGCCGAUGCAGCUGCCCGGAGAAGCGCGCGUCUUUUACCAGCUCCUGAGACCCCCCGCCCUUCCUCUGGCCCUGUUACCGAGUCCUCAGGAGCACCGGAAAGCGAUAACUCUUGGGCGAAUGUCGAAGCUCUGUACCGGGCUCGGCUAGAAGAUAGCAACCAACGCUUCCGUGCUAGAGUGAACGAGCAAUUAGACCGUUUUGGACUUGAAAAUUCUUCUGCCCAGAGAUCUGCACGACUGCGAGCUAACUUGGAAGGUGAUGAGCAGAACACGGCGACGGAUUUUGCGCGUCGGAGGCAACCGUUGCGACCUAACUCGAAUGAUGAGGGUGGCCUUGGGGUGGCGAGUAGGGGCCAAGCUGGGGGUAUGGAUGGGGGACGGAUGAAUGAGACGAUGGGUGUUUGCUGGAGUCCGGAUGGGAGAAUCUUAUACGCGGCAACAGUGGAAGGUAUCCACGAGUAUCACGUUAACAUUCCCUGUCGCAAGAAGUUUCCCAGCCUUGUUCUUCGGUAA